GCUACGACGGGCGUUGUGUGUCUCUCCUCCCGCUGGACUCGCCCAUUGGCGUGCAUGUUCACGGAAAACUAAGUUACGGAAAUUUGAUAUUCUAGUGUCUCGUUUAUUUUGAUUUUCUUUUGGAACAAUUAAAUGGUUGUUGAAUCGUGUGCCGUGGAAAACUUUGAAAUUUGUUGCUUGUAAGAACGUUUUAUUGUUAGUGAAUACUUUGGUGUGGGUAAAACUUGAAGCCAGAGAGUUUUUAAGAAAGUUCACCUGAUUGGUGGUAAACUGUUUGUGGAUCUCUGAAUAUCAAUGAAAACGGGACUUGGUGGAUUGGUUUAUCCGAGGAUUAGACUUACCUGCCACUCAGAUCCGCUGUAAAUAAGUGACGUGUUGUUAAGUGCCGCUGACGGUCCGGACUUGUGACGGCCGGGAGAUGCUGCUACAAGUCCCCAGAGAAAAGUUUGUAGUGUAAGAAAAGUCCUGAAGUGGAGGAGUGAUGGAAUUGUUAAUAUCGUGUCGCUGGAAACUGUUACGUUGUUGGUAGCGAAGGAUGGACAGUAGCAGGUAGUGAGGAAGGAGUUAAGUCUUCACAAUACACUAUCAUCCCGGGCCUAACUACCUUCCAACGGGCAUGAGACUACUGCGGGUACUAUCGCUGGUGGCGUGGGCGUGGGGCGUGGUGGGGGCGGGGGAACAGAGAGUCGCAGAGCAGGCGUUCGCGACGAUGCCUUCCCACCAGACGGCGGUGCUGGGGUCGACGGCGGUGUUGCCCUGUAGGGUGAUCAACCAGAGAGGCCUUGUACAGUGGACCAGGGACGGCUUUGGUCUGGGCACACAGAGGGGACUGGAGGGGUUUGAAAGGUACUCCAUGAUCGGGGCGGAUGAGGAAGGUGACUUUAGCCUAAGAAUUUCGCCCGUGACACUUGAGGAUGACGCCGAGUACCAGUGCCAAGUUUCCUCGGCGACGGAGCUGCCACUCAGGUCUCAGGUAGCGCGGCUUACCGUCUUCGUGCCACCCAAGCCACCCACCGUCACCCACCCGGCUUUUGCCACAGCGGGUGUUCCCUUAACUCUCACCUGUUCCAGCAGUGGGGGCCGACCUGCACCUGAGAUCCAGUGGUUGGACGGGUCGGGGGCGGAGAUUCACUCGGGCGUCCAGCUCUCUGAAGACCUUAUGGAGGAUGAGAAGAGAGUCAACGCCCACGCCACCCUCACCUUCACGCCCACGCGGCAUCAUCACGCCCGCAGCUUAACCUGCCUCACCCAUAACCCCGCCCUCCAUACUCCUCUGGCUGCCAAGGUCCGCCUCAAUGUGGAAUACCCGCCCGAGGUCCAGCUCCAAUUUUCCCCAGAGGAGCUGUCUGAGGGCGUGGAGGCGUCGGUCACCUGCCGCGUGGAGGCCAACCCGGGGGAGGUCACGUAUCGCUGGUUCAGAGGCGGGUCUGAGGUGGCGGGGGCCCAGGGGUCAACGCUGCCACUCGGGGUCCUCUCCCGGGCAGACAACGCCUCCCCCGUGGCCUGUGAGGUCACCAACGCCGUGGGAACAACGCGGAAAACGCAGUCUCUCAAUGUGAAAUAUGCGCCAUUGUUCGUGACGGCGCCGAGCAGCCAGUCAGCUGAGCCAGACCAGCGGGUGACUCUCAAGUGCCGAGUGGACGCUAACCCUCCCCCUGACAUCACCUGGUCACGACCCAACAACCCUAAGGUGGUAGGCAGAGGUCCAGAACUGUUGGUAUCGGCGACACCAACCAGUGCUGGACUCUACGUGUGUUCAGCCCGUAGUCCAGGGUUUUCACCUCUAGAGGGCCGCGUCCACCUGAGGAUACGGGGGCCUCCUUUGAUCAGGGCUCAAGCGGUGGUAGCGGUUCCUGAGGGGCAGCCUGCGGUCCUGAGAUGCGGUGUUGUGGCUGUACCGCAUCCUGUCUCUGUCACAUGGACCAGGGAAGGUGCUCUCGUCGUCUCAGAGGAUGGUCGAUAUGUGAACGAGGAACAGAGAGCAGACGGUGUGGUGUCAACUCUUACUAUCAACAAGACCUCUCACAGGGACUUCGCUUCCUACAACUGUUCCGUGAUCAAUGAAUACGGCGUGGAUACUCAUCAGAUACUCCUUCAGCGCCAGCCCGUGGUGCCGUUGAUGGUGAUCGUGGGCGGGGGUGCGGGCGUGGUCCUUGUAGUCAUCGUCGUUAUCUUGUUCAUUCUCUGUGGGCGUAAGAAAAACGGCGGCAGCUCAGCGAAGGACAAGGCUGCAGAGGCUGGAACUGUGGUGGUAGAGAAGAGUUGCGGUGGUGGUGGUGGUAGAGGCAUGGGAGGCUCUGGAGGUGUGGGUAGUGGUGGUGGUGGUGACGGAGGAACCAUGGGCACAGCACUGAAGGUGAUGCCCCCAUCCCUCCUCCCAUCUCAUGACAACCAUUCCACUGGUCAGGAAUCAGACGCGAAGGACGCCGAGAUCAGGACGUCGUCUUCACUAUCGGCAGCUGACAGGGACUCUGACAGUGGGUGGGAGAGGGAGAGCAGCAAGGCCUCUCCUAGGGAUCCACAGGCAGCACCUCUCACCCAUGCUCGAUACAGUGUCGGAUCUACUGUCUUCACCCCUCCAGAUCAGGGCUACAUCUCCUACGUGGACUACACCAGGGACUACUCGCCCGUGCCUGUGUCCGUGGGCGACUCCUACGCUCAGUUCCAGAUGGGCGGACCUUACGCCCGUUCCACGCCAGCCAGCGACCCUCCCUCCUCCCUGCCUUCCUCCGUGGCGCCGCCCCCCUACACUCCUCCUCCCCACACCACUACCGACCUCAACGGCGGCAUGAACGGCAGGGUCCACGCCUCCUCCAACGGCAAGAUCGUCAACGGGAACGGUGGCGUCAAUGGUACGCUCAAACACGCUCUCCUACAGGAUCUCAAACAGGAGCUUAAAAGGGAGCUCUCGCACGACCUUGACUCUGCAGCGCUUCACAGCAAAUACAUCAUCCCACCCCAGACCAAAAUCAAGCCCGGGACGCUGGUCUAGGGCUUAGUGACGUCGUUUAGGUCUUUAAAAGUUUAGCAAUUAUAGAAUUAUUUAAACUGGGACCCGAGAGUGUGUUAUUGCCAUGGUGUAAAUGACCCCAAAUAAACCAGAUUUUAUAUCCUUGAGGGGAACAACUUAUAGUAAACAAAGGUCCCGUGAAAGAAGGACUUAAAACACUUUCUCCCU
Homarus americanus (American lobster) is the source of this 3178-nucleotide messenger RNA. Its product is annotated as irregular chiasm C-roughest protein-like. Gene Ontology annotation, biological process: cell-cell adhesion. The transcript has 11 exons. The record is from RefSeq and is a predicted model, not a curated record. Gene Ontology annotation, molecular function: cell adhesion molecule binding. The coding region runs from base 617 to 2992 and encodes 791 amino acids. Gene Ontology annotation, cellular component: cell-cell junction. Lineage: Eukaryota; Metazoa; Arthropoda; Malacostraca; Decapoda; Nephropidae.